CAAUCCUGGGAUGGGAACCAAUAUUUUUUACAACCUCCUCUACACCCCACCCACAAAGAUUAUGAUGUUGACUGGUUGUAGCAGUGUGUCAACCCCAGUGGCGGAGGCAGCAAGGAUGUGGAAUCUAGUAGUGCUUGCCUUUGGAGCCAGUUCACCCGCCUUGUCUAACAGGAAGCGGUUCCGCACCUUCUUCCGCACACACCCUUCUGCAACCCUCCACAACCCCACCAGAAUCAAGCUUGCCAGGACAUGGGGCUGGAAGCGCAUCUCCGUCAUCCAAGAGACCCAAGAAGUCUUCACCUCAACCAUAGAAGACUUGGAGCAACGUGUGAAGGCUGAAGGCAUGGAGAUCAUCAGUAGGCAAAGCUUCCUCACUGUACCUGACAACGCGGUCCAGAACUUGAAGAGACAGGAUGCUCGUAUCAUCGUUGGGGUAUUCUAUGUGGGCAUGGCAAGGAGAGUCUUCUGUGAAGUGUACAAGCAGAAGCUGUAUGGUCCUAAGAUUGUCUGGUUCCUGAUUGGAUGGUAUCCUGACAACUGGUACGAUUCCAUCGAUGAUAAGAAAGUUAAUUGUACCGCAGAACAGCUCAAGGAGGCCCUGCAGUAUCACUUCACCACAGAAGGGAUGAUGUUGAAACCAGAUGACACCCCCUCCAUCUCAGGCAUGACUUCCAAGGAGUUUCUAGCUCGGCUAAACAGCAAACUGACCACCUCUCCCCAGAAGACAGCUGGAUACCCAGAAGCUCCCCUUGCCUAUGAUGCUAUAUGGGCCUUAGCUCUCGCUCUCAAUAAAACUCAGGAGAGACUAGCAAGCAGAAAUCUACGCCUUGAGAACUACACCUACGGGAAUGCUGACAUAGCAGAUGAAAUCUACAUGGCCCUAAAUUCAUCUAAUUUCGAGGGACUAUCGGGGACGGUGGCUUUUACAUCGACGGGUGACAGACUGGCCUGGACGCAAAUUGAACAAAUGAUCGAUGGGCAAUACAGAAAGAUCGGUUACUAUGACUAUGCAAAUGACAACUUAACAUGGCUUAAUACAAGUGAAUGGCCAGCUACUGGGAUUCCUAAAGACGGAGUGGAUACGAGUGAAGAGCUGGAGAGGAUAUCAAGACAGCUUUUCAUCUUGGUAUCAGUCCUGGCUGGUGUCAUCAUCUGCUUUGCUCUCUGCUGCAUCGGCUUCAACUUGUGCUUCCAGCAUACAGGAUACAUCCAGUGUUCCCAGCCCCAUGUGAAUAACGUGACAGCCCUGGGGUGCAUUGCUGCCCUCAUCUGCGUCUUCCUGCUUGGGUUUGACGGUUCCGAGUCAGACUCCUCAGAGAUUGACACUCGCCAGAAACAGGAUGAAUUCUCAAGAAUUUGCCAUUCUAUAGCAUGGCUGAUAAGCAUUGGAUUCUCUCUUGGGUAUGGCUCUAUGUUCUCUAAGAUCUGGAUGAUGCAUUCCUUAGUUACUCAGGAGAAGACAGAUAAUGAUGAUGGGAGGAGAAGAAGGAGGAAAGUCAGCCUGCAGAAGAAGAAGAAACCUGUUGUAAAGCAGAAGGUCAACACCUGGAAGAUGUACCUGACAAUAGGGAUCAUCUUCAUCCUGGAUUCCACCAUCAUCUUGGUCUGGCAGCUGGUGGAUCCCAUGUACCGCACGGUGGAGAACCUCCCCAAGGAAAUCUUCCCGGAGGAGGACCUGGAGGUUGUCCCUCAGCUGGAGCACUGUACAGCUAAAAACAUGUCUAUUUGGCUAGGUAUCUUAUAUGGUAUCAACGGCCUACUUUUAAUAUUCGGUCUUUUCUUAGCGUAUGAAACCCGUAACAUGACAGUACGGGAUCUAAAUGACUCAAGAUUGGUUGGCAUGGCCAUAUAUAAUGUUGCUGUAUUGUGCAUUAUUACAGCUCCAGUCACAUUAAUCAUUAAGAGUCAAAAUAAUGCUGUCUAUGGCUUCACUUCAUUCACUAUUGUCUUCUGCUCAGCAAUUACGCUAGCACUCAUUUUUAUACCAAAGGUGGUAUCUAUUGCACAUAAUCCCAAAGGCACAUAUAAUAAGAACACUCAGGGUCUGGCAGCGCCAUCCAGGGAGGAUGAAGAAAAACAUACAAGAUUAUCAGCAGAAAAUGAUGAGAUCAAGAGACAUAUCAAAGAGCGAGAGGACAAGAUCAAGAUGCUCACAGAUAAGAUCCAACAGAAGACUCGGUCAAUGCCGAAGGGUGUGUUACCUCCCUCCUCUUCCUCACCGGGCACUGCCCUACACCAAUCAACCCCCACCACUGCACAAAGAACAAGGACUUCCCUCAGGGUCACUGAUAAGAUCACACCCCCUCACCUUUCGGUGGAGGACAGUGCGUAUGCUUCCAUGGCCGCGCCCACCACCGUCACGCCCAAGCUGAUCCACGGCGAGAAAGUCUCGGGCAUCAACGAGGACGAUCUCUCAGAGACGUACAUCUGAUGAACAGAGACUUCAUGCGGAAGAAUCGCUUUUGCGGUGGACAUCCCUGUCCCAAUGGGGUGACUUUUUGAUGCAACAUGACGCCAAAGUUGUAUGGAUGCGGGCCUUUCUUAGCUUCCAGAUUGUUAAUUCGAGGAGGAUGGUGGUGCCAUCCAGUAACCCCAGCGGUUGGCCUUGACGAUUAUGAAGGGAAGAGUCUGAGCUAUCUUGUGAUGUGAGACUACAUGCGUUGUCUUGCCAGGUUUAGUAAGCUUUUCCAUCAAUGCCCUGUAAAAGGAUCUAUUCAGAAGCAAGAACAUUCUUCCUGGCCGAUGGCCACGAGGUGAAGCAACUACUCUUCUUGUUUGAAGUGUAUCAUCAAGAAGCUUCAUGAGAUCAUUUAUGAGAUAAACUCAUGGUUGCAAGCGAUGUGAGCAUGGAAUAGAUUGCAUCUGGAUACGCACGAUAGAAACUGUCCAAAUGCGAAAGUGGGACAUGAUCUAGAUAAACAAAAUAUAAGCCUCAGGAAAAGCCCUUGAAGUUUCUUGGUUAGUCAUUUCAUACUACAAUCAUUGAGAGACUCCGGAACUCAGAGAACUUCUUUCAGGGAGAAGAGUUAGAGUAUUGAGCUUAUUUGAGUAUCACACUGAAAACCAAAACAUUAUUUAUAAUAAGCUGAAGAAAGUUUUAUGUGAUGACCUCUCAAUUUUUUUUCAUCACAAGGUCCUUAGAGGCAAUGGGCAGUUACUACAUGGAGUUAUUGGAAGAAUGAGAAAAAGUUUUAUUUCAAUUAUUGAACCUUCAAGUUUCAUUGUAAAAAAAAUGAACUUAACACUUUUGACAUAGGCAGAUUUUUUUUUUAUAGCGAGUUUAACAUUUUUGUUCAUUUUUGACCCAGUGAAAUGUAUAAGACGGCUGAAAGUCAGAUAACCCAAUACUCACUCUUGGCUAUAUUUUUUAGGUAAAUGUAGUAUAUCACAAGUCUUAACAAUUACAAAGUAGUUCAAGAUGGAUGUUUGGCUUAUUUGAUUUCUGUUCGGUCAUUUUACCAUAUUACCAUAUUUCUCAGUUUCUAGUCCUAAUUUGACCAUGAUAUUUAAAGAAAUAUUCAUAAUUGCUAGCAAACUGAUUUCAAUUAAAAGAUCAGUCAAAAGUAUGAAUAGGUGGUGUCUUUAAAAGUGAAAACUAACAUCUUUAUUUAUUUGGGAUAUUUGAAUAAAAAAAAAGACUUGGGAUUUGGUAACAUACAGUUUUUUAAUGAGAGUAAAUAUGAAUGGAAAUUCACAAAUUUCGUCACAGAUGUUUUUAAUUUGGAUCCUACAGAACAAAUGCAUGGACUUGCCUGACAAAAACUUGAUCUUCUUUUGGAACAGCUUAUAUAGAGACUAGAUUUUAUAUAGUAUACAUGUCAUUUCUUUAUAAUAUAUUUUGUUAUCAGAUAUUGAAGGUGGAAAACUUUCACAAAAAAUACAGCAAUAUAACAAGCAAGAACUGCACAGCUAAGUUCAAAUGUCUAUUGUACAUAUUCUGUACAGUUUAUAUAAUAUAGCCUAUGAUCUAAAAUCAUGUUGACAAAUAAAGAUUGUGUAAAUAUGUACAAUGAAGAAAAUGUGAUGGGGGUGUGGCAAGUUUAUAAGGAGAUGAAAUUAUGACAGGAAAUCUUGCACUCAUCCUCAUUGUUUUCAGAUGAACUGAAAUAUUAUAUAUCUGGGCCCCGUCUUACAAAGGGUUACCAUUGAUCUGAUCAACCACAACUAUGGAAAGCAAU
Lytechinus variegatus (green sea urchin) is the source of this 4178-nucleotide messenger RNA. RefSeq names its product gamma-aminobutyric acid type B receptor subunit 1-like. The record is from RefSeq and is a predicted model, not a curated record. The transcript is spliced from 17 exons. Gene Ontology annotation, cellular component: G protein-coupled receptor heterodimeric complex; membrane. Gene Ontology annotation, biological process: gamma-aminobutyric acid signaling pathway; G protein-coupled receptor signaling pathway. Lineage: Eukaryota; Metazoa; Echinodermata; Echinoidea; Temnopleuroida; Toxopneustidae. Gene Ontology annotation, molecular function: G protein-coupled GABA receptor activity. Bases 11 to 2431 code for a protein of 806 amino acids.